Molecule: messenger RNA, 1969 nt
Organism: Schistosoma intercalatum
Lineage: Eukaryota; Metazoa; Platyhelminthes; Trematoda; Strigeidida; Schistosomatidae
Source: the annotation of a GenBank genome assembly
AGAUAUAAGUAGUAUGUAUCAUCAAUCAGAAGUGAAAUGCUUGGAAGCAGAAGGUUAAGAAGAUGGAAAAGUAAAGAACGAGAACAAAGAAUGAUUGUUGUGGAAAUGAAGGAACAUUAUAGUUUGAGACGAUUGAAUGACAUUUUGUAUAUGAAUUAUUUACUGUAUUGUUCUCAGAUUUUAUUAAGAGAUUAUGUGAUUUUAUGUUGAAAUACAUUCCACUAGUCCACACUUGUGUUCUCGUGUACUACAGUACUACAAUUUGUUAAAACAUUCUCACUACUAUAUUUUCUUACUGGCUUAUACCUUCACAAGUUGAAUACUUCCUUGUAGGAUGUUUAUAUGGUGAAAUAAUAAAAUAUUAAUUUUAAUCGUUGUGAUCAUGAGUCAAUUAAAGGUAGAUCACCAUGGAAAACAUGGAAACACUGGACAGUCGUUUCGACCUAUUGUGGGAUUCUUCAGCAGUACACAUACACAAUCCCGCCUCGCAAGAUUCGAACCCAGCACCGAUCAGUCUAUAUCAAUGAAUAUCAAUAUGAAAUAAUCAAAUCCUAAAAAAUAAUACUCUAUUCCUUUUUAUAUCUUUGAAAUAUCUUUAAACUGUUUCUAUUGUUCACAUUAUUAACUACCAUAUGAUAACAAAUGAUCAAUUAAGAUACUUUGUCUAUCAUACUACCUUGCUUAUUCCGUAUAAUCAGAUGAUUUGUAUCCUUUCCAAAGUUCUCUUAUAUAUCUAAUGUACUUGUUAAGUACUUUUCAACAUAAAUCCCUAUCACCCCCAUUCAAUAAACAAUCCCUUAGAAACAAAACAAUAAUAAAGUACAAAAUUCAUUCUUUGCAUAUAUAAGCUAAAAGGAAAACACAACACCAUGAUUACAUCAUCUUGUAACCAACUUAUUGUUUAAUCAAAGUGUUCAUUAAAAGUGUCAUGGAUACUUUAUAUCAUCAAUUGAAUGAUUUAAAAUGUUUAUCAAUCGAUGAUUAUUUAAAACGAAAUCAAGUAUCUAAUCAAUUAAAUAUUAUUAUAACAACACCGGAAUUAAUGAUUUUAUUAAGACGAUUAUCUUAUAAAUUUGGUAUUAUUAAAACAGCAAAUUAUUUGAUAGAUAAUAUAAAAAAUAAUCCAUCGAAGUUGAACUUUGCGGAUUUAAUAUCUCAAGGUCAUUGCUUAUUAAAACAAUUACAAGAUCAAUUUUCAAUUGCCAAUAUAACAAAAAUAACAGAGAACAAUACUAUUCAAUUUGAAUUAUAUAAAAUUUAUGAAAAAUUGAAUUUAUUUGAACAAAAAUUAGAACCAUUUUAUGAAGUAGCAUGUCAACAAAUAGAAAUGACAAAUAAUCAAUUGAAUGUUACAGAUAGAUUAAUUGGUUAUAGAAAUAAUUUAAAUUGUAUCAGUUCUACUAAAUAUACACAAGUAGAUCAACCUGAUUUUAGUCAAGAGAAAAGACCUUGUAUUGCUCCACGAUUUAAUAUUCCCAAUUACAAUCAAAUAACUUGUGAUGCUGCAGAUCAACCAAAUAGAAGCUGUGAAACAAAGCAGAAUGAAGUUAAAUGGCCAUCAACGAUUCAGGAACAAGCAGGAAUAUGUAUCAAGUAUCCUGGUGAGUCAGAAACUCGUUCGACAUUCACAAAACCAAGUCAUUGUGUAUCAGACGUUUUAACAAAUCAUGGUCAACUACGUGUAUGUAAACCAGGCUAUCAAAUUAAUCCACAUUCAGAAAUUAAAGUAGAUGGAUAUGGUCCUAUCAAACAGUAUGAAUUGAAUAAAAUGGAACAAUCAGAGUAUGCACAAAGAUAUACUUGGCCAGAUGGCAAAACGAUACAUACAAAUCCAUGGAACAGAUUACGAGAAGCUAGUCAAUUGUAUGGUGUUAAAUGAUUCUGAUAAUUCGGUUGCCUUCAUAAAACUAAGCAUUGUAACAUUUCUAAUUAGUUUAUUUAGUUAAACAAAUCAUUCAGUAAAUGAAUC